Molecule: messenger RNA, 1596 nt
Organism: Penicillium riverlandense
Lineage: Eukaryota; Fungi; Ascomycota; Eurotiomycetes; Eurotiales; Aspergillaceae
Exons: 5
Coding region: 1-1596 (531 amino acids)
Source: RefSeq, a predicted model, not a curated record
AUGGUCAUCGAUUCGGGAAAGGAGUCGGUUGCACACCACAUCCAGGCUGCCAGCAAUGAAGCCCCCAAGACGAGACAGUUGCCUGUGACCCUCCUAUCCGGGUUCCUGGGCAGUGGCAAGACAACUCUCCUCAAGCAUAUUCUCAAGUCCUCCGAUCAUGGACUGCGCAUUGCGGUCAUUGUGAAUGACAUGAGCCAGUUGAACAUCGAUGCUGCUCUGAUUAAAAACCACAAGGUCUCUCAAACCACCGAGAAGCUCAUUCAGCUGCAGAAUGGGUGUAUUUGUUGCACCCUGCGCGGCGACCUGCUCGCUGAACUGGCACGUCUGACCAAGCAGAACGAGAUUCAAUAUGUUAUCAUCGAGAGCACGGGGAUCAGCGAGCCCAUGCAAGUCGCCGAGACUUUCACAGCGGAGUUCAGCGCCGCCAUGCUGGAGGCUGAGGAUCAGAUCGCGGGUAAUGACGAGGAAGCGAAGGAGAUCCUGAAUGAAAUCGUCAACCUGGGCGGACUUCACACCCUCGCGCGUCUGGACACCACUGUGACAGUCAUUGACGCGUUCAACCUGCUGUCCAACUUCGACACGACCGAGUUCCUGUCUGACCGAUAUGGAUCUGACCAGAUCGUGCCGGAGGACGAGCGCACGAUUUCCGAUCUCAUGGUAGACCAGAUUGAGUUCGCCGAUGUGCUGAUCAUUAAUAAGAUUGAGACAAUCGACGAGCGCAUGCGCGAGAGAAUCCGGCAGCUGCUAAAGCUGCUUAAUCCCAACGCCAAGAUCCUCGAGUCGAGUUAUUCCAAGGUCGACGUCCACGAAAUCGUUGAUACGAACAAGUUUGAUUUCGUGCGUGCUGCCUCUGGCGCUGGCUGGCUGCGCAGCUUGCACGAGAUGACUGUUCAGACGACUGGGAAUGGUGAUCGCAUGGCUCCACGGCCAGAGACACUGGAGUAUGGGAUCAACAACUUCGUCUACUCUGCUCGUCGACCAUUCCAUCCACGCAGGCUUUUCGCUCUUAUUCACGACAAAUUUAUUCUCUUGCAGAAUAAUGAAAUCGAAGAAGAAGAGGAUGAAGAGGAUGAAGCCGAGGAAGACGACGAUGCAAUGGACACAGACUCUGACUCCGUGCAGGACUUUGACCAGCCCGAUCCAGGAACCAUCCUGGCGAACAAGCGCUCACACCCGGCAUUCGGUCCCAUACUCCGCUCCAAAGGCUUCUUUUGGCUGGCCACUCGACCAUUCCAAUUUGGCGAGUGGAGUCAAGCAGGAGGUAUGCUGACUGUCGGCUGUGGAGGGCCUUGGUUCGCUGAGGUGCCCGAAGAGGCCUGGCCUGAAGAUAAAGAUGUCCAAGAGUCCAUCCGGAAUGACUUCCAGGGACCCUGGGGAGAUCGGCGCCAGGAACUGGUGUUUAUUGGCGAAGGAGUAGAUCAGGAUCGGAUCGUAGCGCUGUUGGAUGAGUGUUUACUCGAUGACUACGACAUGAAAAAGUGGGAGAAAGUGAUGAGGAGGAAGUGUAAUUUGGAGAAAAAGGUCAAGCAGUUAGCAAGUAUAUGGGAGGAUGGAUGGGAAGAGUGGCCUGAGCCAGGAGAGGAACACCACCACUAG